GCAAACUUUGUACCAAACCCCCCUCUCAACUCUCCAUCUUUUGUGCACUGCCUUUCCUCAUCUCUUUGUGGGGUUUGGGGGUUUGCUCAUAGCAAUGGCCAUGCCUAAGUUUGCUGCUUUCAUGCUCUUGGCACUCCUUGCCAUUUCCAUGCUUCAAACCAUGGUUUUGGCAUCAGGGCAUCACAACAAUAAAGGUUAUGGUCCUGGAAGUCUCAAGAGCUACCAGUGCCCAUCACAAUGCACAAGGAGGUGUAGCAAGACACAGUACCACAAGCCAUGCAUGUUCUUCUGUCAGAAGUGCUGUAGCAAGUGCCUUUGUGUGCCCCCUGGCUUUUAUGGAAACAAGGCAGUGUGCCCUUGCUAUAACAACUGGAAGACCAAGGAGGGAGGUCCCAAGUGCCCUUAAGAAGACCCUACUAAGACUACUAUUAUAGUCCCAUAUAUAUAUAUAUAGCAUCAUAUUACUAUUGCUACUACUGCUAAGUACUAACUAUAUAUAUAUAUAUAUAUGUGUGUGUGUCUAUUUUGUCUUUGUGGUUUCUCUUUGUUGGGGGGUUUGUUUUGUUCAAUCUGAAUCAUCUGAUCAUUUGAAAUGGUUCAAGUUGUAUGUAUCACUUAACUCACCCCACUGGAUUUUACCUGAUGAGGGUGGUCAUAUUAUUUACUUGAUCUUAUAUUUUAAA
Molecule: messenger RNA, 683 nt
Organism: Cornus florida
Lineage: Eukaryota; Viridiplantae; Streptophyta; Magnoliopsida; Cornales; Cornaceae
Product: gibberellin-regulated protein 6-like
Exons: 4
Coding region: 95-406 (103 amino acids)
Source: RefSeq, a predicted model, not a curated record